AUGCGGCAAGCGGUUGGUAUAACCUCCCACGAUGAGGCCGCCAUGAAUGUCAACUCCGCUCACGCAAUCGCCGAUAUCUCAUCUGUGGGGCGGAGACGAUCCCAGAGGGCCUGUAAAAUGUGUUAUCGGAGGAAGACCAAGUGUGAGCUGGACGGAGUGAGCUCGGUCUGUGUCCAGUGCGUGCGUUGCAGCACGCCAUGCGUUUUCAAUGCCCGGGACAUGCGCGAGAAAGAUGAUGACAGUGAUAUGCAACAAGACCAAUAUGUGGCGUCCUUGAAGGACCGUCUAGAGAAGGUUGAAUCCCUGCUUAAGGCAGCGGGCAUCUUGCACGAGGGGGUCCAGGGCGAUCUGUACGAUGAGCAGGAUGAGCUUCCAGACGAGGAAUGGGAGACGGCUCACGAGCGCGCCCAGUCAUUAGGGAAAUCCUCGAUCAAUUCAUCCGUAUCUCACUCUUCGUCAGAUCGAGAGAGGGAUUUUUUCCCAGAAAGUGGGGAUGUUGAAAUUGCUCCCAUCUUCAAGAGCCAUGAAAGAGAUGACUCGAGAUAUUUUGGCCGAUCCUGUUCACUAUCAAUCUUAUCACGAGGUGGGAUCGAAUGGAUUAAAAGCAAGACAGGCGAUGUCAGUUUCCUUAGCCUUCUAUCCCGGGACUCAAUCCAUGACAGCCCGUGGAACCAAUGGCGCCCCGAUGUCUUUCAUGAUCUCUUCGCCUCCCGGGUCUACAAGCCACUACCCCCCAGGUCAGAAGUAUUUUCUCUUAUCAAGGACUUUUUCAGAACAGCCAACCGGCUAUUCCCAAUUUACCAUGAGGCUUCUUUCAUGGAGAUGGUGGAAUGGCAAUAUACACAGCAAACCUGUGAUGAUGCCGCUAGAUGGGCCAGUAUCAAUAUGACGAUCUGUUUGGCCUACGAAUAUCGGUUCUCAAACAGUUCGAAGCCAGAGAAAGAUCGCGAAAAAGCACGGUUUUACUUCAAAAAUGCCAUGUCGGUAUUCACGGAGUUAGCUCUACGACGUACCGAUCUUUUGAGCGUACAGGCGCUUCUUAGCAUGGCAUUUUUCCUCCGGGGAAAUUCUGGCACUCAAUCAGCUUUGCCAUUCAUAACGGCUGCUAUGAGGUCAUGUCAGCGAAUGGGUCUCCAUCGUGAUAUACAGCGACCUGAUCUGAGUCCUGUUGAGCGGGAGCAAAGACGGCGUGUGUUUUGGGUUGCAUUUACUGUUGAUCAAAGCACUUGUUUGCGUGCCGGCAGCGCUCCCUCUCAGCACCCUGAUGACUUUGACGUCCCUCUGCCAGAGGACCUUGAGGAUAAUAAUGACCCAGACCAGUUGAGCAAUAUCCCGUUCUUCCGCCAGCUUUGUCGUAUGUCGGUGAUCAAGAGCCGGAUAUUUUGCCGUCUUUAUUCCGCCAAGGCCUUGCUCAAGCCUCCACGUGAAAUCUUUCGGGUAGUGAAAGAGUUAAACGCCGAGCUUGAGGAGUGGAAAAAGGACUAUCCUUUUGAUGAGGUACCCAAACAGAAGGUUGCAGAAAAGGACUUCUUGUUCGGAUUCGCGUCUGUCGGUCUUCAUUUCGUCUAUUAUAAUGCCCAGAUUAUGAUUCACCGGAUCCCUCUCUUAUUAGACUACCUAAUGCCUUUCAAGGAUGAACCAGAGGAGCUUGUUAGGCUCAGCAAAGCACAGGCUGCGAGCUCAGCAUUGGUCUGCGUGAAAGCUGCGCGGAAUACACUGAAGCUGGUGAACAAUAUGCCGUGGGGGGAUAUUGCAUGGAUUUGGUCCUUGUUGUAUUACGUUUUUCUUGCCGCAGCAACGAUUUUCUCAGGUAUCCUUCGGAAUAUCCGCAACCCGGAUGUGCACAAAGAUCUCCAAUCUCUCAAUAUGGCUGCGACCUUCUUCGCAACUCUUGUGCCCGGUGAUGGACCGGCUAAUUAUGCCGGGUUCAUGACUCGAAUGAGUGCCAAUCUCGAACGUAUUGCCAGGAUGGCAGUGGAAAAGAGUGAAAAACGGGCUCGAAGUCCCGAUGAUGGGGAACAAGACUACCAUCAAUCAAAUACAAAAAGACAUCACCGAAAAGCCUCAACAGCCAACCGCGCAAGGUCAUCACGUCACCAAUCCUCCGCACUGCGAUCAUCUAAGACUACCGACUCUACAGGCCCUAAUCAGCAUUUACACACAACCGCCCCUUCCGCAACGACCUCGUCGACUGCUAAUAACCCCCAGAGGAUAAACAUCGGCAUCCCGGAAUUCAUUGAGGGACUUCCACCCAUCAACUCCUCUGGCUAUGUCGUCCCCAUGAGCCCAGUCGACACUGGCGAUUAUCCUUCAUCGACACUAUACACUCAACAACCCCCGACUAUAACACCAAACUACCCAAUGGGCCUCGGUCUCCGCAACAUCGAUAGCUCCAACACCACCAACGACUUCGCGCCCAACACCCUCCCAUCCUGGCAUUUUGCACAAGACGCCAGAACCCACGCCGCCUCGUCCCUCGACAACACGCAAUCACCUUUCUCGCAGAACAGCGGCAGCACUCCCACCGGCACCAUGUUCCCGGACUCGUGGCAGGUCCCACUCACCGCGGACUGGCAUUUCGGCGACAACCUCUGGGCCGGCCUCAUCCCGUCCGAAAGCAUAGCUGCCAGCGCAAGCCAACCCAACGUCUCAUUGCCUAUCCUCAACGCCGAGUCCUUUCUCGAGGUCCCCGCCGGCACUGGAAACGACCCGCAACCAUCUUACCCGCCCGCCGAGGUGGAGUAUGGGAAUAGUUUUGUGCCAGGUCCGGGGCCACAAGACCAGAGUCAGGAUUCGGCGGAGUCAAUUUGGCCGAAUGGCUUUCUGGGUCUCUUCUAG
Molecule: messenger RNA, 2838 nt
Organism: Penicillium macrosclerotiorum
Lineage: Eukaryota; Fungi; Ascomycota; Eurotiomycetes; Eurotiales; Aspergillaceae
Product: transcription factor domain-containing protein
Exons: 7
Coding region: 1-2838 (945 amino acids)
Biological process (GO): DNA-templated transcription; regulation of DNA-templated transcription
Molecular function (GO): DNA binding; zinc ion binding; DNA-binding transcription factor activity, RNA polymerase II-specific
Source: RefSeq, a predicted model, not a curated record